Parathielavia appendiculata is the source of this 565-nucleotide messenger RNA. RefSeq lists its product as uncharacterized. The coding region runs from base 140 to 379 and encodes 79 amino acids. The transcript has a single exon. The record is from RefSeq and is a predicted model, not a curated record. Lineage: Eukaryota; Fungi; Ascomycota; Sordariomycetes; Sordariales; Chaetomiaceae.
CCCGCUACCAUAUUCGAGAACAAGUGAAGCUACCAAACAAUACCUUACGGCAAAGUGCCUCCGCUUCUCUCUGGUGGGGAGCGAACUGCAAACUUCCCCCAAGCAAGGAACCUUUUGCGCUCCCCAGCACCAGAACAUCAUGGAGGGCAAAUUGAUACAUUGUGUCCUCACCCAAUACCUCCCAGGUGCCGAGGUUCUUCUCGGACUGGCUGUGGUCAUCUUCCUCGCGGCGUAUGGUGCACUGAAGGAGCCCAAGACUCGCAAACCCCCGCUCCCGCCUGGUCCUGCACCGGAACCGCUGUUGGGCCACUACCGUGUUGUCCCAGAAGAUGCUGCCUUCCAACGUUAUGCCGAAUGGGCGGCCGAUUUCAGUACAUAACGCAAAAAUAAAUUUCCAUUCUCUUCUAUCUGGCUGGACUAACUAACCCUUGCAAUCGUCACAGAGAGCGACGUACUCUUCUUUCAGACGUUUGGCACAAGGUGGGUGGUGCUGAACAGCCUCGAGGCCGCGACGGAACUCCUUGAAAGACGGGGAUCAACACACGCCGACCGUCCGCGCUUCGUC